AUGAGUGACCUGGCAACUUUUGCAGAGUUUCAUUACAGUAGAAAGCAACACAGAACAGGACAUCUGAGAAACAAUUCUAUUGAGAUGAGUCAGAUACCAGGUAAGGAGUUAAAUGGAAAUGGAACAAUUGCCCAAAGUCAAGAUCUGGCUCCUUGUAGAACCUGUGGAAGAUAUUUUGCACAAGAUGUUCUGCUGAGACAUGAUCCAAUAUGCAGGAAAGUCUUCAACAAGAAGCGCAAGCCCUUCAGCUCUAUGCAACAGAGACUACAGGGAACAGAAAUCAUGACCGUUAGGAAGCAGCACCCACAAAAGAAACAGCCAGAGAAGAAAUCUAACUGGAGGCAGCACCAUGAGGAUUUUAUUAAUGCUAUUCGAUCAGCCAAGCAGGCCACAAAAGCUCUGAAGGAGGGCCGCCCUCUUCCACCUCCUCCCCCAUCAAGCAUCAACCCAGAUUAUAUUCAGUGUCCACACUGCUCACGAAGAUUUAAUGAAACUGCAGCAGAGAGGCACAUAAAGUUCUGUGAAGAACAAGCCAUCCGCCGUGCCUUUGCUGCAAAGGCCGCCAGACCUGUGGGCAAGCAACCAGUGACUCAGAGAAAACCUCCAACAACUGCUGCGUUACCGCUUCAGAGGAGAGCACAAGAAGGUGCCAGUACAGAUGAACCUAGGACAGAUAAGACCUCUUCAGGAAUACUGCAGAAACCCAGAAAAUCUUUGGGUGCAUCGACUGGACAAAAAUCUUCAGGAGCAUUUGGACUGCAAACGCGCAACAGAAGAUAGAGCGGCUGGUCAGCAAGGAUGUGUUAAGGUUUUCUUCUGAUGCAUUAUAGAAGACCUUAAGCAACUCAAUCUUCCAGCACCUCUUCCACCUAAAGUGCUACAGCUACCACAUUAAAUAAAAUCAGCAAA
This is a messenger RNA of Strigops habroptila (Kakapo), 909 nucleotides long. It is a transcript of the gene ZC2HC1B, whose product is annotated as zinc finger C2HC-type containing 1B. The transcript has 9 exons. Lineage: Eukaryota; Metazoa; Chordata; Aves; Psittaciformes; Psittacidae. The coding region runs from base 1 to 780 and encodes 259 amino acids. The record is from RefSeq and is a predicted model, not a curated record.